This is a messenger RNA of Toxoplasma gondii ME49, 2575 nucleotides long. RefSeq lists its product as hypothetical. Bases 872 to 1564 code for a protein of 230 amino acids. NCBI's taxonomy places the organism in Eukaryota, Apicomplexa, Conoidasida, Eucoccidiorida, Sarcocystidae. The transcript has a single exon. The record is from RefSeq and is a predicted model, not a curated record.
GCCAACAUCUGUGUCCAUCAUUAACUUUUUAAGUUUCUGCAGAAGCGCGGUGCCUUGGUGGGUUUUAACGACGAGACGGCCCAACCCCUCGUGCAGACUUGUACGCCUGUGCACACGCAUCCCUUCUAGCAUGUGUCUCAAUUUAGCGACCUUUCCAGAGUGAAGGCUCCAGGGCCAACAGCACGAAAGUACUAGCAUCUAUUCUGCGAGGAAGAGGAGUACACUGUUAAGUCGACGGGAUCGGCACAUCGCUGCGGAGGACACUCUUCUCAGAACCCCCACUGCGUGGACGGUUUCUCCGGCACCCGUAGCAUCAUCCGGUGGCUUCCAAGAACAACUAGCCGUGUCUCUUAAUCACCGCGUGAACGACAGGAGGGGGGCAUCAGUUAGCUCGAAGUGUGCUGUCGUUGGAGGUCUCUUGAGAGGUAAAGUUCCCUUCUUGAGCCCACUUCUGCGACGGUUUGUCUGUUCAGUGCAGAUUUAAACAAGGGCAACACCUUCGUCUCGCCUCUGUGUAGGACACCGCGUCGAUGUUGUCCUCGAUUUUUUCCGAUUCGCCAAUUUUCUCUCAAUAAUUAAUGGCCUCAGGCGCCGGCCUAACGAUUGUGCCCACGCAUGCCCGAGGUGCCCCCGUUGUUGUAGCUUUUCGACUGAGCGUCCGGAAAAUGCCAAGUGACUUUGUUCUUCGGUGAUUUCCCUGCCCGUAGAGUGGGAGUUCGGAGAAGUCCCUCAUCUGUUGCCCUUUCCAUACUCUUGAUUCACUGGCACGGACUCACAACCGAGAGUGAGAGGCUGCGCGAAGGGGCGUCCAGCAAGGCGAGAGUUUCACCGUUGAAUUUUUGCAUGACCAACGAGAGAGACGAAUGCAAUAAUGUCGGGAAGGAGGAUCGCUUCUCGUUUUGACAGGAGGAGCCCGGGUUUUGCAACUUUAUGCAGCACAGCAUCUAUUUUGAGUAUGCUUGUCUUCCCGAGUGAGCAAGCAUGGCAAUUCACUGACAGCCUCGGCUUCGCUUCCACAAGUGCAGAACAUGCCUUGGAGCUGAACACUGAGAUGGACUUCCUGCGAAUAAGGGAGGGUAUGCAUUUCCGUCAAUUAAGCGGCGAGGGUAUGCCCAAGUAUAACCGAGAAGUGGUUUUGCCUGACACCAUGUCCACGUACCUGCUGUACAACUUCACCAUGACGCCGUCUUCUGUGCUCUUGAUUAAGACCCAGAGUGAGGCCCACAUCUUAGACCCCAGUACGUUAUUUUCCGACGCCUACCUGCCGAAUGAGGAAAUGUCAGACUGCGAUGCUAGCCGAACGGUAACGUGGCAUGAACUGUUCCCCGUCCUCCCUUACACAUUUGGCCUCUGGAAUGCCGUUGGCCCGAUGUACUUCUUCCAGUUCCCUGCUAAGAACUACAUUGAGCCAGGAACAAGCCCUUAUUUCUGUUUCCGAGUGCAAGACAAGCGCACGCACAAGUGGGCAACCUUCAUAUUGGGGGUCAACACCGCGAGCCGUUCCACGACCGGCUUUGCUAGCAUAGGAACGAUUUUGCUGGCACUCUCAUCAGUGCACAUUUGAUGACGAGAUUUUGUUGGGCGCUAAGUGGCAGACCUUCUCAUACACAGUCCCCAUGCGCCCUGUUUCUAGAAAAUACGGUAGCUUGCAUUGUCCGUCCAAGCAUGCUUGCUGGACAUGCUUUAUCCCCUCCAUGUCCAAUCUUGAGUUUCGGAUGCAACACACAUGAAGAGAGGACACCGGAAAGACUCCAUAUUUCUUGGCGCCAGUCAUACAGCGGCGCAUGCACUGGGCCCCUUCAGACAUCCGAACGUGUUUGGGAAACUCUCAAGAAACUGUCGGGAUUGACAGCUUUUUCUUCUUUCCGCUGGUAACCUUGUGGAUGCUGGACUCCUCUAGUUUUCAUUGAUCGUUUGCCUGACUUUGGGUGAUUUUGUCCUUUGGUGAAGCCCUGCAAAGGUCCUGCGGGCUCAAGGAGUGUUUUUUCUUUGUUGAGAUGAAUAAGCAAUGCACCGGGGUCUCGCAGUUGUUCUGGUUAUACCAACACAACCUGACACGGGAAUUUCAGUUUUGUGGCCAGCUUUGCGUGCUGCGUUGCGGCGUUUCUAGACUGUCUUUCCCACGUACUGUGCUGCAGAAGCACCUCAACCCGGUUUUUGCCAUAUUCCCCUAUUGAGCGAUGGUGGAAAGGCAAUCUUGCGUUCGUCUGUCGAUGCAGCAGGGGGAAUCGGCAAGUGUAUAUUACCCACUGAGCAGAUCCGUAAUGAUUGUUGUGUUUGCAGUUUCUGUUUUCUGUUCCUCGUUUUGCCGAUUGUGGAUUUCUACACAGUUUCCGCAUCAGUCCGGCGCUGUCUGUGGGCAGAAAAAGCGAUUCUUUUCAAUGGCAACCAGCUACCGUCGGAGAAUCACCUGUGUCUGAUUUCGUUGUCUCUCAGACCGCGAUUGAGUAGAAGGGCCAAAUACUGCCCCUACGUUUUUUUUGUGGCAGCCAGUGUGCUUCCCCGUUGUGGGCUGGGCACAGGCCUCCGGAAAACGGUUUUUCGAUAAAAAACAACUUGUUGUUCAAGUUCGUUC